AUGAAGCUGAUGCAUCUUCUGCCCCUGGUGGCACUAUUCCAACCUCUCGUGGCCCAGAACGUGAAGGUCUACGAGGGCGACGACCACGUCCACAGCGCCCGAUGUCUGUCGGGGUUCAUUGACGAUGCCUGUGGAGCCACGUUUGAGAACGUGGAGGCCACCAACGCCGAGGUGCGCCCGCUGCUGAAGGAGCUCGUCAAGGAGGACUACUUCCGCUACUACAAGAUCGAUCUCAACGGCGAGCGAUGUCCGUUCGUGUGGGACGACGGCCUGUGCGGUAAUAAAGCCUGCGCUCUCAAUCUGGAGUCCGAGGAAGAUCUUCCCGAGGUCUGGAAGCCCAAGCGGCUCGGAGCGCUCACGAAGGACUCCGUUUCGCGAGACAAGAACGUGCGACAGAAUGAGCGUUUCGCCGAGUUUGACCUCGAGCAGGAAUACGAUUCCCGCGGAGAUAACGGAGGCUCCAACUACUGCUACCCCGAAGACGAAUUUGCCCACGGCGGCGUCUAUGUGUCGCUGCUGGACAACCCCGAGCGGUUCACCGGCUACGCUGGACCCCAUGCCCAGCGUGUGUGGCGAGCUGUCUAUGCAGAAAACUGUUUCACCGGCAUGUCUUCUCUGCCCGGCGAGGUGUCUUCUCCUCUCAACCUGGGCUCCGGUCUAGUUCCCUUUGGCCAGCAGGACUUUGACCUGGCCGAGAUUGACUCAUACGCCAACGAUCUCCCUCACCAGUGUCUCGAACAGCGAAUCUUUUACCGAUUGCUGUCUGGAAUGCAGGCCUCAAUCUCCACCCACCUGUGCUACGAGUACCUCGAUAUGGAUGCUGGUGAGUGGCGACCCAACAGCACCUGCUUCGAGUCGCGUGUAGGCACCCACCGAGACCGUCUGUCCAACCUCUUCUUCAACUACGCUCUUGUUUCUCGAGCCGUCUCCAAGCUUAACGACCAUCUCAACGACAUUAAGUUUACCGACGAUACCAAGCACAACGAGGAGACUCGAGAGAUUGUGGCCAAGCUGACGGGGCUUUUGCAGAACACCACCUCUGCCAUCUUCAACGAGACUCUGGUGUUCUCGACCCCCGAAGCUAUCACUCUCAAAUCCGAGUUCCGACAACGAUUCCGAAACGUUUCUGCGCUGAUGGACUGUGUUGGAUGCGACCGAUGCAAGCUUUGGGGCAAGGUGCAGACUGCCGGCUACGGAACUGCUCUGAAGCUGCUGUUUGAGCUUGGAGACAAUACCGACGAGGUCAUCAAAAACCUGCGACGAACGGAACUUGUUGCCUUGUUCAACACCUUUGACCGACUGUCCAAGUCCGUCGAGGCCGUGGAGUACUUUGAGAAUCUCAAGGAGGGUGCUCGACAAGAAUCGGCGUUUGCUACCUUCCUGUACUACGUUCGACGAGCCACUUCUCAGGUUUCGCGAGUCUUUUCCACCAUCAAGAACAGCAUCUUCAACCGAUUCCGAUGGAUCAAGCAUACCGAGUUCUGGGAGGAUGUGGAGCGAGAGAUGUACGCCACCAAGGUCGGCCUCAGGUUCAUUCUGCGGUCGUACUGGAACUUCCCCCGAAACAUGCUGAUGCUGACUUUCAACUGGAUCGCCCCCAAGUGGGACAAGUUUGUUGGCAGAGACAAGUACCAGGAUCGAAUUAUUCCCACUCGAGGCGUCUACACUCUUACAAACACCAAUUAA
Molecule: messenger RNA, 1686 nt
Organism: Yarrowia lipolytica CLIB122
Lineage: Eukaryota; Fungi; Ascomycota; Dipodascomycetes; Dipodascales
Biological process (GO): protein folding in endoplasmic reticulum
Cellular component (GO): endoplasmic reticulum; endoplasmic reticulum membrane
Molecular function (GO): protein-disulfide reductase activity; FAD binding; thiol oxidase activity
Source: RefSeq, a predicted model, not a curated record